Messenger RNA from Mycotypha africana, 1902 nucleotides. RefSeq lists its product as uncharacterized. The transcript is spliced from 2 exons. Bases 1 to 1902 code for a protein of 633 amino acids. NCBI's taxonomy places the organism in Eukaryota, Fungi, Mucoromycota, Mucoromycetes, Mucorales, Mycotyphaceae. Gene Ontology annotation, molecular function: protein binding. The record is from RefSeq and is a predicted model, not a curated record.
AUGUCUUCAAACUCACACAUCCACAUCUAUCCCAUAUCAACAUAUUUCAACUUGGAUGGAAAUAUUGCAUGUACUCAGUUUUGCCUGCCAGAAGAAAAUGAUCUUCUUGAAGACGAUAGUCUAGUUGUUGCCCAACACUUAACACAAGAACAAUUCCAAUUUGAAUUUCCACCCAAACAUCGUUUACAAGAAUUAGCUUAUUUAGAUACAUUAGAAGACGAAUAUUCAUUUUUUGAUCCAUGUUCAUUUACCACAACGGUAUAUUCUCCGGCUGAAAUUACUAGAGCAAACUAUCUCAUUUACAAUAAUAACAAUAAUACAGCAUGGCAUGAUACCAUCAACGAAGAGGGCGAAGAAGACGAAGAAAAAGCUCAAAUAAUUGAUGAUAGCAGGCUAUCACCUCUUCAAUUACCAGCACAGGUUGAUAAGAAAGCCGCUGCUGCUGUAAAUCACUUAUUAACAACUGAAAAGCCUGUCGGACCAGCAUCCUUUUUAUCCCAUGCUCAAAAUGAUCACAUGUAUCCGAAACAAGUCGCACAAAGUGAAAUGCAACGACAAGAAAAUGACAUGCAUCGAGUCAAUGCCAAUAACAUGCUGAAAGAUGACGUCGAAGAGGACUAUAACAACUUACGCGUUUACUACAAUGAGUCAGUUCCUAUAAUGGAUCCUGAUUUCGAUAGCUGCACUGAUAGUUCCAGCAGUGUUCGUACAACGGAAUCUAGAAUUGUACUGAUCAAAUUAAACAAAUUAGUUAAGCCUCCACAUUCAACUACUGCCAGUAACUUCCAACCCCUACAACAACAACCUCUUAUAACCUAUAUCAUCAAUGAUGAAGGUUACAUUGACGGUGACAUUGAAGAAGAAGAAGAACUAGAAUCUAAAUGUGUCUUCUACCCUCUCAGUGCUGAAGAGGAGGCUUUAGAUGAUCUAUCUGCCAUUCAAAAUGAAGCUGCUACUAAAAUUCAAGCUGUUUGGCGUGGUUAUUGCAGCCGUCGACAAAAUCAUCGCCAUUUCACUCCUUUCAAUGUAUCUCAACAAGCCAUUCUUAACUUGGCGGGCCUUUGUAGUCGCUUUCAUCACCGUCAGGUCUCAGCCGUUAACGACAGAUUGAAACAGCUUCAGCAACAACUUAGAGAAGAAACAGCAAUGAGAACUGCAUUUGAAAAGGCGAUGGAAGAUAUGACAGUAUUAAUUGACCAACAACAAAAGGCGUUAUACGAUCGUUUGGAAAAAGAGGAACAAGCACGACACUUGUACGAAGAAAAGUUAUCUGCUGCAUUUGCUCAUAUUGACAAGCUAGAGCAGAGACUCGAAGCAGAAGUGAAGACAAGAAAUAAGCUAGAAGACAUGGUAACACGCACUUUGUGCCAAAUGCAGGAAACAGAAAGUUUGAAAUGUAAGCAAGCAAUAGAAGAUGCUGAAUUGAGAAGAAAAAUGCAAGCAAAGAUUGAUAAACUUACCGAAGCUGCAGCAAACAGCACUCGGAAACCACAAACCACAAGCAAAACCAAUAUCAGAACAACUAAUGCCAUUGUUUCCAAAACAUCCUCACUAAAGACCGCAGAUGUAUUUGAAGCCAAUAAUACCACUACCGUUCGUCGAUCAGUUAUACCAGCAACUAACAAAAUUACCUCUACGACUAAUACCAGUACUACUAAAUUACCUAAUGGAAAUAAUACCCGCCGCAUAACUCGCACCAAUCUUAACAAUACCUUUUCAUCGAUGAACACAGUCAAAUCAUUAACAAAAAAAAGUAAUAACAUUGCAUCAUCAUCAUCAUCAUCAUCAUCAUCUAAUAAGAGCAAACAAUAUACACGAGAAGCUUCAGUGCUUGCACAACAAAAGCGACGAACCACAGCAACUUCAACUACUAAACGUACCCUCGUACCAUCAAAAAAAUGA